This is a messenger RNA of Cooperia oncophora, 462 nucleotides long. NCBI's taxonomy places the organism in Eukaryota, Metazoa, Nematoda, Chromadorea, Rhabditida, Trichostrongylidae. The record is from the annotation of a GenBank genome assembly.
AUGGGUAUGGUACUAUUCGAACCGUGUGCUUUCCUUGAGCCGAUGUUCUCGCUGAUCUGCCACUUUGCGUCAGCUGUUGUUGGUGCUCUUAUACCUGUCUUCUAUUCGUACAAAGUCCUUAAACGUCCCACCCAGAAAAGCCUGGUAGGUCUUGUUCGCUUCCUAGCUACUACAAGUCAUACUGGUCCAAAUACUGGGCUGUAUUUGGGUCAUUUCUUGCUGUUGACGUUAUACUCACAUCGUGUUUUGUUCACUACUUCAUACCUUUCUACGAAUUACUCAAGUUCUUCUUCCUAUUAUGGGCCGUGUGUCCACAAACAGCCGGAGCGCAGUUCGUCUUUCGAUAAGGUGUUAUCACCGUUCAUUCGCCGUCACGAGAAGAACAUGGACGUUUACAUCGAACGCUUCGUCUCCGCUAUCAUUAAUCACGGUCCUGAUAUGGCAAUGACGGUAACAGUUUAG